AUGUCCCUUCCGCCGCCGAUACACUCAACGGCAGUCUCCGCCGCAAAUACCAUUCUGGACAAACUCUCACACUCCAAAACACUCAACCACGUCAAGCAACUCCACGCCCAUAUCCUCCGUACAGUAAUCGACAACGACCUCAGCUCCUUUCUCUUCGACCUCUGUUUCUCUUCUUCCUCUAUCAGUCUCAGCUACGCUCUCUCACUCUUCUCUUCUAUUCCCACUCCGCCGGAGUCAGUAGUGUUCAAUCCCUUUCUCCGGGAUCUCUCUCGAUCCAAUGAACCUAGAGCGACGAUUCUGUUCUACCAGAGGAUUAGACACGCUGGUGGUCGUCUUGAUCAGUUCAGUUUCCCUCCGAUUCUCAAAGCAGCUUGUAAAGUCUCGGCCUUUUUCGAGGGUAUGGAGAUUCACGGCGUUGCGUUCAAGAUGGCGACUUUGUCUGACCCGUUUGUACAGACUGGUCUUAUGGAUAUGUAUGCGUCUUGUGGCAGAAUUGAGUGUGCGCGUAACGUGUUCGACGAAAUGUCUCAGAGAGAUGUUGUUACUUGGAAUACUAUGAUUGACAGGUAUUGCCGAUGCGGUCUUUUAGAUGAAGCCUUUAAGCUUUUUGAGGAGAUGAAGUUUUCUAAUGUGAUGCCAGAUGAGAUGAUUCUAUGUAACAUUGUCUCGGCAUGUGGUCGUACUGGAAAUAUGAGCUAUAACAGAGCGAUUUACGAUUUCUUGAUCGAGAAUGAUGUUAGUAUGGAUACUCAUUUGUUAACUGCUCUUGUUACUAUGUAUGCUGGAUCAGGCUGUAUGGAUAUGGCAAGGGAGUUUUUUGAGAAGAUGUCAGUGAGAAAUUUGUUUGUUUCAACUGCCAUGGUUUCUGGGUAUUCAAAAGCUGGGAGACUCAAUGAGGCCCGGGUUAUAUUUGACCAAACGGAAAAGAAAGAUUUGGUGUGUUGGACCACUAUGAUUUCUGCUUAUGCUGAAAAUGAUCAUCCUCAAGAAGCGUUAAGAGUUUUUGAUGAAAUGCGUUACUCCGGGAUAAAACCUGAUUUGAUUACCAUGUUCAGUGUUAUAUCAGCUUGUGCGAACCUUGGUACUCUGGGUAACGCGAAAUGGGUUCACCAUUACACACAUAUUAGCGGGUUGGAGUCAGUGUUGCCAAUAAACAAUGCUCUCAUUAACAUGUAUGCGAAAUGUGGAGGUUUGAAUGAAGCAAGAAACGUGUUUGAGAACAUGCCAACGAGGAAUGUAGUGUCCUGGAGCUCUAUGAUCAAUGCAUAUUCCAUGCAUGGAGAAGCCAGUGAUGCGCUUAUCUCAUUCGCCCGAAUGAAGCAGGAAAAUGCCGUGCCCAAUGCUAUUACUUUUGUUGGAGUUCUCUAUGGUUGUAGCCACUCAGGACUAGUUGAAGAAGGUAAAAAGAUCUUUGCAUCAAUGACUGAUGAAUACAAUAUUACUCCAACACUUGAGCACUACGGAUGUAUGGUAGAUCUCUUUUGUCGAGCUAAUCGCUUACAAGAAGCUCUUGAGAUUAUAGAAUCAAUGCCAAUGGCGCCUAAUGUAGUCAUAUGGGGAUCAUUGAUGUCAGCUUGUAGGGUUCAUGGGGAGUUGAAGUUAGGUGAAUCCGCAGCCAAACACAUCCUCAAGUUGGAGCCUGAUCAUGACGGGGCUCUUGUGUUAAUGUCCAAUAUAUACGCUAGAGAACAGAGAUGGGACGAUGUAAGAAACAUAAGAUGUGUUAUGAAGGAAAAGAAUGUGUUCAAGGAGAAAGGUCUUAGCCGGAUUGAUCUAAACGGGAAAUCACACGAGUUUCUGAUUGGUGACAAGAGGCACAAGCAAUCAGAUAAGAUUUAUGCAAAGCUAGACGAGGUUGUAAGUAAACUGAAGCUGGCCGGUUAUGUUCCGCACUCCGGUAGCGUUUUGGUGGAUGUCGAAGAGGAAGAAAAAAACGAUUUGGUUCUAUGGCAUAGCGAAAAGCUUGCGCUUUGCUUUGGUCUGAUGAAUAAGGAAGAAGAGAAAGGCUCAUGCGGUACUGUUAUUAGGAUAGUAAAGAAUCUAAGGGUCUGUGAGGAUUGUCACACUUUCUUCAAGCUCGUUUCUAAAGUGUAUGAACGAGAGAUCAUAGUGAGAGAUCGAACUAGGUUUCACCAUUAUAAAGACGGUCUAUGUUCUUGCAGAGAUUACUGGUAAGUAGUGAUUGGCAAAAUUAAUACUUAAUUCA
Messenger RNA from Capsella rubella, 2206 nucleotides. RefSeq names its product pentatricopeptide repeat-containing protein At4g14820. The record is from RefSeq and is a predicted model, not a curated record. Gene Ontology annotation, molecular function: zinc ion binding; protein binding; RNA binding. The coding region runs from base 1 to 2175 and encodes 724 amino acids. Gene Ontology annotation, biological process: RNA modification. NCBI's taxonomy places the organism in Eukaryota, Viridiplantae, Streptophyta, Magnoliopsida, Brassicales, Brassicaceae. The transcript has 2 exons.